Messenger RNA from Zalophus californianus (California sea lion), 384 nucleotides. Its product is annotated as chromosome 12 C7orf66 homolog. The record is from RefSeq and is a predicted model, not a curated record. Lineage: Eukaryota; Metazoa; Chordata; Mammalia; Carnivora; Otariidae.
AUGAUGGUUAUGAUGUUACCCAAAAAUGGUCCUUCUUACAUCUCCACACCUCAUCAGCUCCUCAGACAUUUUUUCCCCCUCUUCUCUGAUUUCACACUAGCUGCAGUCACUCUUUCUGCACCCCCAGUGUCCUGCCUUCUCAAGCAUUUUUAUAUCCUGGACUUUUUGCAUGCAGUGAUGUAAAGGGAAUUCUCAAUUUAGUUUUGUCGUAUGAUGAAUCAGAGACACAAAUUAAGAGUCCAUGAGGGAUACAUAUUUCAAGUGAAAGAUGCAUAAAAAAAGAUCUUCGGCAAGAAACCAGUGGUUUAUGCAAAAUCCUUUCCAAAUGAAACAGAGAAAAAAAUUUGUAAAAGUUCUAAAAACUUUACAAAAGUGAUUGUGUAG